Molecule: messenger RNA, 502 nt
Organism: Hermetia illucens (black soldier fly)
Lineage: Eukaryota; Metazoa; Arthropoda; Insecta; Diptera; Stratiomyidae
Product: protein PET100 homolog, mitochondrial
Exons: 2
Coding region: 164-424 (86 amino acids)
Biological process (GO): mitochondrial respiratory chain complex IV assembly
Cellular component (GO): mitochondrion; mitochondrial inner membrane
Source: RefSeq, a predicted model, not a curated record
UGACCUUUUACCUCACAUCUUCUAUUGUGAACUGAUCUUGUGGAAGGUGUUUAGUUUCCAAUCAGUUCUUGGAUUUGACAUUUGAUCUGUCUGAGGUAACUUGACAGCGAUACAAAUUCCCUUCUACCCGUUUGAAUAAAUAAUUCAAAAUAUCUCGAUCAUAAUGGGCGGAUGGCCGCUCGAAGUCGGCAAAAUGGCCUUGUACAUGACCUUCCCGGUCGCCUUAUUUCACUUCUUCAAUCAACCCGCAUAUUUCGAGGAAUGGGUGACGAAAACCAAGCGUGAAAUAUACCCACCCGAGAACAAGAGUCACCGCGAAGAAAUCGAGGAGGCGAUACGACAAAUGCGAGCGAAAAAAGAUGAAGAAAUGAUUCGAGCUCUGGAGGAAUUCGAAGCCAAAGAAAAGGCGGCCGCCAGGCACUAGUAUUUUGCUUAGUUGUAUUGCGUAGUGAAUUCCAGUUUAUGAUGUGAAAACUGUGAAUAAAAGUUUAGGAAAUAAGAA